Dimorphilus gyrociliatus is the source of this 4078-nucleotide messenger RNA. The record is from the annotation of a GenBank genome assembly. Lineage: Eukaryota; Metazoa; Annelida; Polychaeta; Dinophilidae.
CACAUUUACUGCGGAUUGAUUGCUGAGCUUUACUUCCUGUUGGAAAUAUACGACGAAAAAGUUGUGAAAAGGUGAAUAGUUUAUUUGUUUCGUUAUGUUAUGUCAUCUAAAGCUGAUAAAGAAUAUAAAUAAUGAUUAGCUAAUUAAUUAAGUACAACUUUUUAUAAGGACAGCUAAGAUAUUGCAGUCUUUAGAAUAGCGGAGUUUUAUCGUCUUAGUCACACCCUGACGGUUAAUUAAUGUACUUGUUUAGGGUGGUAUUAAUUAAAAUGUAUUGAAUAAAAUUUAAAAAAUAAUCAUAAAUAGAAAAUAGGCUGCUGAUGAUUAUUUAUUUAUUAUAUAACUAGGUAAUGAUCAAAGUAAAAUGAGCGCCUCAAAGAAUUUAUUCAUGGCGUUAAAAGUAUCUCAAGUACUAUCUAUAUUGUUUAAAAGUAUUAAAAUAGCUGGAUCAAUAUAUAAGCAUUAAGAAGAUACUGAAAAAAAAACAUAAUUUAUUAUAGAAGGGCAACAAAUAUUGGACAAAAUAAAACAAAAGAAACUUAUAUUGAAAAGUGCAAUAUGUACCGUUAUAUGUUAUCGCUUUAAACAGUCUACAUAGAUUGAAUGGAGAAGAAUCUUUUUCAACUUUCAAUUAACUCUACAGUAGCUUCUGUUAAUAAAAAUUUUUCAAACAUAUUUAAGAAAAUACAGGAAAAUGAGAAGAAUUAAAGAGUUCUUCUCAACCAAAGAGCCGAAAAAAAAUUCAGGAAGUAAUUCAAUAGUUGAAAUAUCGUCUCCAACGGCAGUCACGCAUAAACAUCAUGUAACAUAUGACGAAGGGACAAAAACCUUUUAUAAUCUACCAACCGAAUGGCAAACGCUCGGUUUGAAUCAAAUUAGGUACGGAAUAGUCUGUGAUUUGGUCGCCGUUAUUUAUGAUUUAUUAUUUUUUGCAACGCUACAUAUCAUCAUUUUUUUGUUGAUUUUAUGUAACAAAAACAUUUACCCACUACCUUAAUGGAUUCAAAGCUUUUAGAGUAAAAAUUUAGCGAUUUUAAUGUGGCAUUUGGAACAAUAGAAAGCUCACCUGAUUGCCAAUUAAAAUUAUUCAAUCAGUUGACAUUAAUCUAUUAGUUCAUUUGCUUUUCUAAUAGUAAAAGGCAUGUAAGUGGUAAUUAGAAUUUUUGUUCACAUUACAUUCCAUACUUUUAUCUAAUAUUUUCCUGAAUUGGAGCGUUUUGGAUACAUCCACAAGAAUGAGAAAAGAAACAAGGAAGUGAAUACUCUUCCAUAGCUGACUUUUCUUUAAAUGUACCUCCCCCCUCCCUUUUAAAUCCUGUUAACUUUCGGUAAAAUGUUCCAUCAUACUUCUUAGUUGUUUUUACGCAUGUUUUUAUUUUUAUUAUUAGAAUAAAUACUACUUCCCUUGGUUUUAUCUAAAGAGAGUUUUUCAGUCAUUGUAUUUGGUUACAAUAAUUUAUUGUUUGCUGGUGAUUUAUGCUUAAACGAUAAUUUUUCGCUUUUGCUUUAUAUAUUCACAGCCAUGGCAUUAUCAUCAUUAUUUAAAAGUAGUAAAAAAGGGAAGCACUACAUUACACCCACAAGUCCAACGUCUAUCAAAGAAAUAAGUGGUCCAUCAAAUUUUAAAAGACAUAUUCAUGUGGCUUUUGACAAAGAGAAACAACAGUUUACGGGUCUACCUGAUAAUUGGGAGCAAAUUCUGAAAGAUCAUAAAAUUACGUAUGUGCUUUAGCUUCAUUAUUGAAUAGUUACUUUUUGUAUCGAUUUAAUUUUUACUUUAUAUACAUACUACAUAUAUAUUACAUGUAUUUAAAGGAGGGAAUAAUUUGAAACUUUAUUUCCUGCAUGUUUUCAACUUUUACAGCAAGGAGGAACAAAAUGAAAAUCCUCAGGCAGUUAUUGAUGCCAUUCACACUUUUGAAAGUAAUCAACAUAAACCUACUAAAUUUAUGAAUGAAGAAUGCCAGUCAAAUGAUAGUUCAUUUGAAGGAGAUAUUGAAGGUGAGAUUUCUGGUUUCGUCGCUAAAGCACCUCCUGUAAAAGCGAUUAACGAAAAGGUUGAGAAAAUUAGCAUAGAAGGUUACAAGAAAAAUGAAGCUAAUGAUUUGACACGUCACAAAUCGAUAAAAAAGAUCAAGAAGACUGAUGAACAGAUUAUGCAGGAAUUAGACGAACUGGUUAAUAAAACUGUAGACCCGUUAACAAGAUACGAAAUAAAAAAGAAAGUAGGCUCAGGUGCAUCCGGAACUGUCUGUGAAGCUUUGGAUAAAAAAAAUAAGCAAUUGGUAGCAAUAAAGAAAAUGGACUUGAAUAAUCAACCUAAGAAAGAAUUAAUUAUUACAGAAAUUAGAGUGAUGAAGGAAUAUCACCAUGAUGCUAUUGUAAAUUUUGUUGACUGCUUUCUAGUUGGCAAAGAAUUAUGGGUCGUUAUGGAGUUUUUAGCUGGAGGAGCUUUAACCGAUGUUGUUACUGAAACUAUAUUAAGUGAACAACAAAUUGCAAGUGUAUGCAAGAAAUGCCUUGAAGCCCUUGAAUAUUUACAUUCAUUAUGCGUUAUACAUAGAGAUAUAAAAUCUGAUAAUGUUCUAUUAGGAAUGAAUGGCGAGGUAAAGUUAACUGAUUUUGGAUUUUGUGCUCAAAUUUCUCAAGCUGCUGAAAAGAGAAAUACUAUGGUGGGAACACCUUAUUGGAUGGCUCCUGAAUUGGUUCAACGAGCUAAAUAUGGUAAUAAGGUGGAUAUAUGGUCUCUGGGGAUUAUGGUUAUUGAAAUGUUGGAUGGCGAACCUCCAUAUUUAAAUGAACAACCAAUUAGAGCUUUGUACUUGAUUGCUUCCCAUGGAAAGCCAGAAAUUAAGAAGAAGGAUAUUUCCUACGAUUUACAAGACUUUUUGGAUUGUUGCCUAAAGGUAGAAGAGGAUGCAAGGUCAUCGGCGGCAGAGCUAUUGAGACAUCCAUUCAUUAUUAAAAAUGCUAGCGACGAACAACUUAAGCAAUUGGAACGAAACAUUACAGCAGCAAGAAAGGCUUUACAAAAAGAAUUUUAAGGUUGUAAAAUAACAGCUGCAUUAUGUGAUUUCAAUUAUAUAUAUAUAUACAUAUAUAUAUAUAUAUAUGUGUGUGUGUGUAUAAUUUCUCUGCUACAUUCCAAGAUUUUUGUUUUGAUUGAUAAUAUUCAAUAAUUUGUCAAUGUUAUUUUAAAACUUGUAAAGUUUUUUAAGAUGUGCUUAAAUGUUUAAAAAACUUAAGCUUUUCUCCUUUUUUCUUUUAACUCACCAGCAUUUUUAUUUCGAUAGAUAUUCAUUUGUUAUUCAGGAAUGUGUACAUUGACUAGACAAGAAAUGAGGAUAUUGUAUAUGGAACACUCUCUUCUUCUUUUAGGUACAUUCAGAAAUGUAAAAUAUUCGCUCAUAAUACUUUAUCGUAACGUAAUUUCAUUAAAUUCAAUACAAACAAAUACUAAUCAUUAUGUGAUUAUUUUUAUUGGAUACGGAUAUUGUCCUUAAUUGUUCCUUUUUUGAAAUAAAUUUAAAUAAAACAAAAUAUUGUCAAUCAUUUAAGUAUAUCGUCUAAUGUAGAGGUUGAUUGAAGUACUUUAUUAAUUAUGUAAUUAGAUUAGCCAUAUUUAUUCUCGUCAUAAAGCUUUUUUAAGUUAACACCCACUUAUGCCGGGAAAUUUUACGUCGUUUGUAACUUCUGCUUUCCAAAUUAUAACUUUUCCUGUACGUUUAUCCAGUUUUUUCAUAAAUCCUUCUAUAGGUUCUUUACUUUUUUCUUUGUCAUCGUCACUGUUCUUCGAUAAGAGAUCGUCGAUAUCAGAAUUAAAUCUAUUAGGAGAAUUAUUUUUAUCCUUAUCAAUAGAUUUGUUUUCGGGACUUUUCUGGAAAUUACAAUAGGCUUCACAAUAGCAAUUUAUCGUUUGAUUACACUUUUGUAAGCGUUCAUUAUAGGAUUGGCAGCGUUUAAAAUCUGAUGUAUUAUUAUUAUUGUUAUUAUUAAUACUUCUGCUACUUUUAUUAGUAUUGAUCUCUUUAUGAUUUUUCAUUCUUUAUUAUAGACUUUUCUAAACUGAUUUUAAAAU